UUCAAAAUGAACACAAGGAAAUUGUUUUUAGUUACUGGAAAAAUGCUCAUUUCCUCUGGAAUCCUAAGCCUCAUUUUGGGGACGAUUGCCUUUUUUCCUGUUUUUUCUUAUAAACCAGGGUUUGUUGGAUGGAGCGUUCGCAUUGCUUCUCCCAUCUGGAGCGGAUCUUUGGCUGUUAUUGCAGGUGUCCUUAUUACUCUGGCUGAGAAACAGCGGACCUCAAGAUACCUGUGGGAGGCUGCUUUUGCCCUUGGCAUCUUCAAUGUCAUCAGCUCUCCUGUUCAAGGCACUAUCGCCAUGGCAUCUCUCCUUCUGGGCCCCUACUGCUAUUAUUCUUUUGCUGGGGUUUCAGGUACAAACUAUCUCAGUUAUGCCAUUUCAUCGGUUUUUCCUUAUGGCAAGUUUGCAUCUUCGUGCAAAGAUCCAUUACAUUAUGAGUGGUAUCACCUGGUGCUGCAAAUGCUAGACUUCAUCUCUGGCCUUGUCAUUCUAAGUGCAUCUUUGACAACUGUGGUCAAGCUCACAGCAAGACUCUUCCAGCUGGGACAUUUAAACCCAUUCAUGAAUUGCACCUCUGAAGAGCCUCUGUUUGAUGGAUUUAUGCAUGCAAGAAGUGAACCAGAGACAGGAAAGAUCUGAAAAGCUUCACAUGUGCAGGGAGCACAGGAAUCAGGACUCCUGGUUAUAAUGAAAUAAUCUUGAGAUUACUUUACAAGUCUACUAGCACCUUUGUGGAUGCUGCCGCACUUCCAAGGGAAUUCGUCUCCUGCAACUCUUUUUAGCUUUCCAUGCAGGUAUCAACAGUUCUAGCACAGCAAACUAAAUUUGCAGACAAGAUAUGUGAGUGAAAGUUAUAAAUCAAUGAUGUUCAACUACUGUGUUGGGUGAAGUGAUGCACCUGGCAUUUCAAAGUUCUUCUAAGGUCUGAAUACCAAAGAAGUCAGGCAGGGCUUGGUUAGGAUCAUAACAAAAUCUAAUUUUAAUUUUAAAUUUCAUGAAACACAGUUCAAAAGUUUAUUCUUAAUAGGUUUAAUAUUUCCCUCUGUUGCCAUAUUCAAAAUAAUAACCUAGCCCCAUGAAGAUUUUAAAGUGGUUGUGUAUUCCGCGUUUGAUCUGUGGCCUGAGGUACUUCUUUUGAGUAAUAAUGAAUCUAGAAUCCAAAAACCAGACCCAAAAUAUAUGUUACAUUUGUGUGUGCCUUGCUAUAUGUGGAGAAUAUUUAUGGCCUGAUUUGACAAACUCAUUAAUAUAUAAUGUGAUUUCUUUAGAUAGGACUUAGCAGACAGGCAAACCCCUCCUUUUUAACACAGAUGAUGUUAUCUAGUUUGGUAAUGAAACAUCUGCAAGAAAACCACCAAGUUCAAAAUGCACCUAUAUUUUUUUAUAUAUAUAUAUUUAAUUUUUUAACACAAACAAACAUAAAAAUCUCAUCAAUCCAGUUACAAUGUGUUGGUGGGAUGUUAACAUAUCUUCUUGUGCAAUUUCAAAAUAAACGUUUCUUUCAUUCAUCUGUCUUACAUUGUCCAGGUCUCUUACUCAAUUAAUUUUUAAUUAAACAAUGGUAUUUUAUCUAGUAACAUUAUUCAUUCCAUUCUCCUAAAUUAGUUUAAUUCAGAUUACUUCUCUUGAACUUAACCUUUUCCAACUCUUUUCUAGCAUA
Molecule: messenger RNA, 1660 nt
Organism: Ahaetulla prasina
Lineage: Eukaryota; Metazoa; Chordata; Lepidosauria; Squamata; Colubridae
Gene: TMEM212
Product: transmembrane protein 212
Exons: 4
Coding region: 7-639 (210 amino acids)
Source: RefSeq, a predicted model, not a curated record